AUGUAUCCGAGCUUUCAACCACCUCCCACAUCAACCGCAGCUCUGGGCACUUAUUACCCCUCGACAACUUUUGCAGGACCUGCUUAUCAGCAGCAGCAGCAGCGACAACAACGACAAGAAAACCAAGGGCUUCCACUAUAUACGCUUCGACUGGUCUACAGGGUCGUCCUCCUACCACAACUAGAAUGCCUGCUGGAACCUCAUAUGGCGGAUCUCACGCUUUUCACAGCACCCAACACCCAGCAUCACAGGCUGGUUACUGUGUUACAUAUGGAGGAAACCAAAACGAUUCCGGCGGUCCUCGACAAACUUCUGGCCUCUACGGAGGAGUUCAGCGAAUCUCCAGCGGCUCAUACGGAGCGGGCCAGCAAGGCCCCAGCAGGUCACACGCGCUCGUACACAAUGCCGACCAAGGACAGAGGACCAAUGAACGUCUCCCACCUAUCAGAACCAUGGGUUUGCUGCCAUACCAAGGUUUCAAUCAUACUUCCAGUACCCCACAGCCGUCGGGGUUUGCAGCGCGUCUUGUCGGCAGGGCAGAAGGUGAACCGGAAGACUGGACCGCCGAGGAUAGAUGGCUUUUCAGAAAUGGGAUGA
Molecule: messenger RNA, 597 nt
Organism: Diaporthe amygdali
Lineage: Eukaryota; Fungi; Ascomycota; Sordariomycetes; Diaporthales; Diaporthaceae
Exons: 2
Coding region: 1-597 (198 amino acids)
Source: RefSeq, a predicted model, not a curated record